AUGACAUCUGCACAGUUUGUCCUCUAUCUUACGUGUUUGUUCUUGGGGAAAAUGGCCCAAAUGACUGAGGUGAAAUUCUCUUCAUCUGUUCGUCAAGAUACACGUUUUAUAUCAGUUAAAACUGGAGACAACUUGACUUUGCACUGUUUCCGUGAGAUGAUUGCUUCAAGGUAUUACUGGUAUAAACAGACUCUGGGCCAAAAACUAAGACUCAUCUCUUCCUUCUACAAGUUUGACAAAAAUGGAACUUUUCAUGAUGAAUUCAAGAAAGACACACGCCUCACACUGGAUACUGGAGUCGGUAAAAAUCAUUUGAAGAUAACAGAUCUGCAUAUUUCAGACUCAGCCACUUACUACUGUGCAAGUAGUUAUUCAUACAAGUUUGUAUUUGCAGAGGGCACUACUGUCAGUGUAAAGGAUUUAGGUUUGAACAUCCAGGCUUUGGUCCAUCAGUCAGAAUCUGAGACCAUCCAGCCAGGAGGCUCUGUGACUCUCAACUGUACAGUACACACUGAGACCUGUGAUGGAGAACACAGUGUUUACUGGUUCAAAAGCUCUGAAGAAUCUCAUCCAGGACUCAUUUACACCCAUGGAGACAGGAAUGAUCAGUGUGAGAGGAAACACAACACACAAACACACACCUGUGUCUACAACUUGCCAAUGAAAAACCUGAGUCUUUCUCAUGCUGGGACCUACUACUGUGCUGUUGCCUCAUGUGGACACAUACUGUUUGGAUAUGGCACCAAGCUGGACAUUGAGGUUGAAGGAGGCUCUCUUGUCUUGGUGUAUUUCUUGAGUGGAGCUUUGGCAUUUACCACCAUCCUGAGUGUUUUACUGACUUUCUUAAUAUGUUUCAUCAACAAGAGAGACAGCUGCAAAUGUGCAGAGUCUCAUGCAAGAUCACCAGCCCCCUCUACAAUGAAUACAGAGGCUCAGGAAAAUGAAGAAAACAUCCAUUACGCAGCUUUAAGGGAACACAGGGUCGACAGGUCUAGAAGACAGAGGAACAACACCAAGGCUGACUGCGUGUACUCAAGAAUAAAGCUGUAGAGCUGUUUCUUUGUAACAAGACACACCUUUUAUCCGUGUUUCUAAGCAGCCUUAAAAGACACUGAGGUUGUGAUAUCAAUAUUUUCUACUUGUGACUAUGCUUCUUUAGAUAUAAUUUACUGUUUUUGUUGAAUCAUGUUAAACUUUGUCACUGGGGCAGAAAAAUCAAGAGUCUGACACAAACGGUGACUGUGUUUGAUAAAAGAAGAGAGGAAACAGAGGAAGAGAGAGUAGUAUGACAGAGAAAGCUACAGUAUGAUAUGGUAUAAGGUAUGACAGAUAAAGCAGGUACAGCACUACAA
Messenger RNA from Lates calcarifer (barramundi perch), 1352 nucleotides. RefSeq lists its product as uncharacterized. The transcript is spliced from 5 exons. The record is from RefSeq and is a predicted model, not a curated record. The coding region runs from base 1 to 1050 and encodes 349 amino acids. Lineage: Eukaryota; Metazoa; Chordata; Actinopteri; Centropomidae. Gene Ontology annotation, biological process: response to bacterium.